ACACUGCACGAACUCAAGAAGGAACCAAACAUGGAGAUGGACCAACAAUUAAUAUCAGAGCCAGUGAGUCCUGCUGGGCAAUACUUCAAUAGCUCGGUGUUAUCUAUAUCCAUAAUCAAUGUUUGGGAAGCAAAAGAGCCAAUUGAUGACUCUCAGGCUGUGUGGCAACUCCGGACCUAUUUCCUACCCAUUAGCCCACGUUUCUCCUCCAUCAUGGUUGUCGGUAAACAUGGAGAGAAACGCUGGAAGAGAGUUCAGGUAAUCCCAGAAGAACAUGUUAAAGUCCCUGUCUUCCCUACUGGACUAACACCAAAUCUUUACGACGAGCACCUCGAAAACUACAUAUCAGAGAUAGCAAUGGAACCAUUUCCUCAGAGCCGUCCCCUGUGGGAAAUUCAUAUCUUUAAAUACCCCACAAGCAACGCAGCUGGUAACUGGAUAUUCAAGCUUCACCAUUCACUCGGUGAUGGUUUCUCCUUGAUGGGGGCACUUCUUUCUUGCCUUAAAAGAGCUGAUGAUCCUUCUCUUACUCCUACGCUUCCUUGUGUUGGACUAAAUGCAAGGAGGAAUAUCGAGAAUCAAAGGAACAGCAUACUUAGUACUGUUUCUAAAUUUUUUUCUCUAGCCUCCAAUACCAUAUCAGAUAUUUUUGAGAGUAUAACAAAGAGUACUUUGAUAAAGGAUGAUCAAUCACCUAUAUGGUCCGGUAAUGAUGGAGUCGAAUUUUCUCCAUUUACUACCACAACGAUAACAUUCUCUCUCCAUGACGUUAAACAAAUCAAGUUGAGCCUCAACGUGGUAAGAUUGUAGUUGAUUUCUUUUGAGUUUAAACUUUUAAUUAAUUUCUCCUGUCUAAAUAAUUGAAGUUUUAGUCUUCACAUGAUAUCCUCAAUCUCAGUAUGAUUUGAAUUCCACGUUAAGAUGUACAGAAGUGUGAAUAUAGUAUAUAAGUAGGGAUACUUGAAUAUAAUAUAUAAGGUAAUGUAAACUAAAUACAUCUAUAACUAUUUUGUAACAAAUGUUAAAGACCUUUUUAUACUCCCGUAAUAAAUUUUUGUUCUUAAA
Molecule: messenger RNA, 1065 nt
Organism: Rubroshorea leprosula
Lineage: Eukaryota; Viridiplantae; Streptophyta; Magnoliopsida; Malvales; Dipterocarpaceae
Source: the annotation of a GenBank genome assembly